AUGCAACAAAGAGGGAAUACAAAAACAAGGGAGAAUAUAGCAGGAAUAGAAAAUACAAAAACAAGGGAGAAUACAGCAACUAGGGAGAAUAUAGAAAAGGGAGAAUUCAGCAACAAGGGAGUAUGCAACAAAAAGGGAGAAUGCAACAUAACGGAGAAUGCAGAAACGAGGGUGUAUACAGCAACAAGGAAGAAUGUAGCAAAAAGCGAAAAUACAAGGGGGAAUACAGCAAAAGGUAGAAUGCAGCAAAAAUGGGAGACUAAGCAAAAUCAGAGAGUACAGAAGGAGAGAAUAGGAAAAAAGGGAGAAUAUAGUAAUAUGGGAGACAACAAGGGAGAAUACAUCAAAAAGGGAGAAUACAGCCACAAGGGAAAAUACAGCAACAAGAGAGAAUUCAGCAACAAAGGAGAUAACAGCAAAAGGGAAAAUACAGCAAUAAGGGAGAAUACAGAAACAAGGGAGAAUACAAAAAGCGCGAAUACAGCAACAAGGGAGAAUGCAGUAACUAGGGAAAAUACAGCAAAAAGGGAGAAUACAGCCACAAGGGAGAAUGCAGCAACAAGAAUACAGGGGAAGUGUAACAAAAAGGGAAAAUGCAACAAAAUGGAGAAUCAACAAAAGGGAGAAUGCAACAAGGGCGAAUGCAUCAACAAGGGAGAAUGCAGAAAAGAGAGAGAAUACAGCAACAAGGGAGAAUCAAAAGGGAGAAUACAGUCACAAGGGAGAAUGCAGCAACAAGGCACAAUGCAGCAACAAUGGAGAAUGCAACAAGAAUAUAGGAAAAAGGGAGAAUGUAGCAACAAGGGAGAAUACAGCAAGAAGGGAGAAUGCGGAAACAAGGAUGAAUAUAGGAAAAAGGGAAAAUCCAUAAAAAAUUGA
This is a messenger RNA of Penaeus vannamei (Pacific white shrimp), 879 nucleotides long. RefSeq names its product putative mediator of RNA polymerase II transcription subunit 24. The record is from RefSeq and is a predicted model, not a curated record. Lineage: Eukaryota; Metazoa; Arthropoda; Malacostraca; Decapoda; Penaeidae.